UCAUUCAUAUAAUGCGCUGGAGCUAGUGGCGCAAUCUGGCGCCACUUUGCCUGACAUCAGUCGGACGUAGCACGUGCUUCCGCUUCCAUUCAUCGUCACAGUGACAAUCGGUCGGCAGAUUUAUUUUGGUUCUCGCUUUUUCGCACCGCAGUUUCAAUUUGCGUGCCCACAUUAUAACAUGUUUCGGCCGUGUUGCUAUCACUAGUAUAUCGCCCAUUUCAGUUGUGCUCCACUUUAUUGCACUGCUCGCUGUUAUCAUUCGGAAGAGACCUGAGCACAGGGCAAUUUCUUGCAAGUGGCUUCGAGUGGGCCAUUUGCUGUGUGUUUCCUUUGUGGGUUAGUGGCAAAUAGACUACCAAAAAUCCAUCUUGUCUCAAUCAAUGCGAGAGUGUGUUCGCAAAAUGUUUCUUCCGGCUGAUUUACUUUGACAGUGGCUUUAAAAAAAUAUGUGUACUCUGCAUAAAUGAACUAUUUAUAGCAUCAAGUUAUCCAACCGUGAAAAUUAUUUAUUUUUGUGACCGAUCACAGGAGAUAUAUACUUUAUAUCUGUCGAGUGUGAACAUAUUAAUUUUUCAUUUUUCCUCCCGUAUCAGCCAAAAAGACAAUGACACUCCAGUCGAUUCGGUAUAAUAAGGGGACUUUGGAAAUCCUGGAUCAGCUGCUGCUGCCCGUGCAGUCCAAGUACAUUGCCGUGAAAGGAGUGGAGGAUGGCUGGAGGGUGAUCAACAAAAUGCAGGUUCGUGGGGCUCCUGCAAUUGCCAUUGUGGGGUGCCUGUCCUUGGCUGUGGAAAUCUAUCCAGAGGAAUAUGAGAGCAAGAAGACGCUGCGCCAAGAGAUUGAGGGCAGGCUGAACUAUUUAGUGUCCAGUCGACCGACGGCUGUGAAUAUGAAGGGCGCCGCCGAAGAGAUGAUCACCCUGGCUAAUGAUUUGGCCAAGGAUGAUUCAGUGUCUGUGUCAGACAUGAAACAGAGGUUUUUGGCGGCCACAGAAGCGAUGCUUCAGAAAGAUAUUUCAGAUAACAUGGCGAUUGGCACUCACGGUGCAGCUGCAAUUUUAUCUAAUGUCUCUGGCGAUGGACCAAUCAGUGUCUUAACGCACUGCAAUACGGGGUCAUUAGCGACAGCCGGGUACGGAACGGCGCUGGGCGUUGUGAGAAAAUUGCACGAACUGAAGCGAUUAGAGCACGUUUACUGCACGGAAACGCGUCCGUACAACCAAGGCGCCCGACUCACGGCCUUCGAGUUGGUACACGACAAGCUUCCGGCAACGCUUGUCCUGGACAGCAUGGUGGCUGCUCUGUUUCGCUGUCGCAACAUUGGGGCUGUUGUGGUGGGCGCCGACCGGGUGGCCGCAAACGGUGACACGGCCAACAAGAUUGGCACGUACCAGAUCGCCGUGGUGGCGAAGCAUCACGGCGUGCCUUUCUACGUCGCCGCUCCGCUCACGUCUAUCGACCUGAAGAUCUCGUGCGGCGACCACAUAAUCAUUGAGGAGCGGCCAGAUCGCGAGAUGACGCACGUCGGGGAGCACCGGAUCGCCGCGCCCGGCAUCACAUGCUGGAAUCCAGCCUUCGAUGUCACCCCAGCCGCUCUCAUCUCUGGCAUCAUCACAGAGAAGGGCGUUUUCUCACCGGGAGAGCUUCAGGAGCAAGUGCUGCUGCACUCGCAGCCCACCAGUGAUUCCUAACUCGCCGCACAAUCCGUACCCCCGAUGAAAGUGCCCCCAAAAUCUCUGUCAGCCACAGAGAGAUCCGUGUCAUGUCACGUUAACGGUCUUUUCUUCCAUAAUGUAUGAAAUAAUUCACUUUUUUGUAAAACACGCGAAAUAUUAAAUAAUUGACGGCGUCGGGCACAACGGUUUGAUCGGUCUCAGCCAUCGCGAAAAGCUUCAGAAAGUCACACGGUGUACAAGUUCACUCAAGCGCGAUUGAAUACUGACUGGUGAUUCAUUGGGUCUCUAACGAAUGUGUGUAGAUCAAUUCAAUGUCACACUUUUGCAGAAUUCCAGUGCCUGAUAGUGAACAUUAACUGCGAGAGCUUUUUUUUCCAGCUGAUGCCUGAGAUAAUUUGUUCACACUCGUGCUAAGCCAAUGACUGUGUUGUGUGUUUUCAAUUACAUAUUUCAAUUUACUCACAAAACAGAAUAUUGCGCUGACCAUGAAAAUCACUCAUUCUAUUCUGGCAAGAUUUCUUGUAUAUGGCAGAUUUUUUGCCAAACAUCAUAUCUAAUAUAUUCAAACAUGGAUUUGUAUUUUCUACAGGUGUUUUGAAAUACCGUAGAGACUCAUCUCUGGACAUGUAAGACGAAAUUGUUAGCGUCU
Messenger RNA from Phlebotomus argentipes, 2321 nucleotides. Its product is annotated as methylthioribose-1-phosphate isomerase-like. NCBI's taxonomy places the organism in Eukaryota, Metazoa, Arthropoda, Insecta, Diptera, Psychodidae. The record is from RefSeq and is a predicted model, not a curated record. Gene Ontology annotation, molecular function: S-methyl-5-thioribose-1-phosphate isomerase activity. The transcript is spliced from 6 exons. The coding region runs from base 605 to 1687 and encodes 360 amino acids.